Pararge aegeria (speckled wood butterfly) is the source of this 1500-nucleotide messenger RNA. RefSeq names its product phenoloxidase-activating factor 3-like. NCBI's taxonomy places the organism in Eukaryota, Metazoa, Arthropoda, Insecta, Lepidoptera, Nymphalidae. Bases 114 to 1487 code for a protein of 457 amino acids. The transcript is spliced from 11 exons. The record is from RefSeq and is a predicted model, not a curated record. Gene Ontology annotation, molecular function: serine-type endopeptidase activity. Gene Ontology annotation, biological process: proteolysis.
AUGACGGAGAGGUUGUGUUUUAUUUCUGCAACUGUUGUCAUAUUAACUACAUAAUAGAGUUAAAUACAAAAAGAUACUUAUUAAAAACUUAAGUGUUCGAUUCGUUUUUGAAAAUGAUAUCUUUUUCUUGUUUUUUCUUGUGUUUAAUGUGCUUGCCUUUUUGUUUGGGUCGAGCAGAAGGUGAUCCGUGCACAAUAACCAUAAAAGACACAAAGCCUGCAACUCAUGUUCCGGGGACAUGUCAGUCGCUGUACAACUGUGCCUAUGCUUGGAAAGUACUUUACGAAGAUGAGAAGAAACCGCCGAUGUGCUGGUGGAAGGGUGACCUGAGAGUUGUAUGCUGCCCCACAAUAGAUAUGGGGCACAGAACGGGCCCAUUUGGCAAACUGUACGAACCGAGCCAGCAUGGCAUCAAACUGUCUAAUGAUGCGACCUGCUACUACGACGGGAUCCUGCAAGUAUGCUGCCCAAACAAGCCCGACAGGCCACUGCCGGAGGAGAAAGGCUGCCCAGCGCUGGACAUACCAGACCAGCCACCCAAUCUGAGCAUUGCGGAAGAGAUUGCUUGGCAAAAAUGUAUGGACAACCAGAGAUUCGUCCAAGUAUGUGUAGCGGAAACUGGGGAUAAAGACCGGCUCAAAAGGGAGAAUGUGUGUUUCAUUCCCAAAGAGAAGUACAGAAUCUCGGGCGGCGAACCGGCGAAAGAAAACGAGUUUCCAUUCAUGGCUGUUCUUGGAUUGGCGGAAGCAAUCGAGAUGGGCUCUGUCCAUGAUGUCCGCUGGGUAGGCGGGGGUUCCCUCAUCAGUGACCGGUACAUCCUGACAGCUGCGCACGUGCUCAUAGACACGGAGGGACGGCCCCUGCGGUACGCAAAGCUGGGUGGACUGAACAAGACAGACGUGAGGGAUGGGGUGCUGUAUACCAUAGUUCACACUUUCAAGCACCCACUUUACGACUACUCGGCACAGAAGCACGACAUCGCACUCCUCAAAUUGCACACGAGAGUUCAGUUGUCAGUGCACAUCCGUCCCAUCUGCCUACCGGUGUCCAGCUACCACACACACGACAGCAUCCGGGACAUUGCGGGCUGGGGCGAGGUCAAGGAGAACUCCGAAUCUUCAGAAGUGUUGCUUACAACCGACGUAAGAAUUCAGGCGUGUGACACCGCGCACUAUGACCCCUCUAUUAUGAUCUGUGCCAUGGGACAGAUCAGGAAUUCUGGGAUCCCAGAUACUUGCCACGGUGACAGUGGGGGGCCGCUGAUGGCGUACCUACAGAACAUUCCGUGCUCUCACGCCGUGGAGGGGGUGGUGUCGUUCGGUCCCCGCUGCGGGGAGGGGGCGCUGGGUGUGUACACCCGGGUGUCCCACUACCUGGACUGGAUCGUCCAGACCGUGUGGUCCGAAGAGUGGGAGCGGGCGAAACAGGACAUCCAAAUGCUGAAUGACUUAUACCCCUUAAUCGAGCAGUCCUCAUUUAAGGCUUAGCUAUACUGAAUAC